Messenger RNA from Myxocyprinus asiaticus (Chinese sucker), 1351 nucleotides. Its product is annotated as acidic leucine-rich nuclear phosphoprotein 32 family member A-like. The record is from RefSeq and is a predicted model, not a curated record. Bases 30 to 1100 code for a protein of 356 amino acids. The transcript has a single exon. Lineage: Eukaryota; Metazoa; Chordata; Actinopteri; Cypriniformes; Catostomidae.
AGCUGCAUUUGAAGAUCACCUGAAUUAAAAUGAAAACUACAGUCACUGUGCUCCUGUUUUUAAAUCUUUUUGGACUGAACUCCAGUCUCUAUAGAAAACACUUUUAUGUAAAAGAGUAUAUGAACUGGAACGAGGCAAAAAACUACUGCAAACAGAACUAUGGUGAUCUGUCCACCAUCAGCAGUGAAGAUCUACAAACUCUCUCUAGCAAUUUAGAAAUCACUGGUGAAUACUAUUGGAUUGGACUUAAAAGACAUGGAACCCAUUGGAAGUGGUCUGAUGGUAAGACAGCAACAAAUAAUGAAUGGGAUGAAAAUCAAGGAAAUACAGAUCAUGAAGAUUGUGGUGUUGUAAGCAAAUCAGUUGCAAAACUGCAUGAUUUUCCUUGCGAUUUGGACUUAACAUUUUAUUGCAUGGCGGAUUUUAAUGUUAUCCUGGAGAAUAAGACAUGGGAAGAGGCUCUGGACUACUGCAGACAACAAAACACUGACCUGGCCAGUCUAAGUUCAAAGAAUGUGAAUGUGGUUAAGAAUAUGAUACAAUCAUCCCAGACAAUUUAUGUGUGGACUGGACUGCGCUUUUUAGCUGGUCAGUGGUUCUGGGUCAGUGGAGAUGACUUAAAAUAUAAGGCAAAUGAAGAGCUCCAGUGUCCUACUACAAAGCGCUGUGGAGCUCUGGAUAGACACAAGAAUGUUUGGGAACUCAAAGACUGUGAGGAGAGACUCAACUUUCUCUGUUCCCCUCUACGCAAAGUGGAAGAUGAAGAUGUUUAUGAUGACAAUGAUGACGAUGAUGAUGAUGGGAAUGAAGAUGAUGAUGACGAUGAUAAUAAUGAUGGGAAUGAAGAUGAUGAUGACGAUGAUGAUGAUGGGAAUGAAGAUGAUGAUGACGAUGAUAAUGAUGGGAAUGAAGAUGAUAAUGACGAUGAUAAUGAUGAUGGGAAUGAAGAUGAUGAUGAUGACGAUGAUAAUUAUGAUGGGAAUGAAGAUGAUGAUGACGAUGAUAAUAAUGAUGGGAAUGAAGAUGAUGAUGACGAUGAUGAUGAUGAGAAUGAAGAUGACGAUGAUGAUGAUGAUGGGAAUGAAGAUGAUGAUAAUUGAUUAAUUAAUUAGAAUAGUAAUUAGAAUGACCCUUACCUCAGCUGUAGCAUAAAAUACCAUUGUUAUAUCACUAAGGCGAUGUCCUGCCGUAUCUGCCACAAUUUUCACCAGGGAGCAAAUAGCACAUGCCACUAUUCUCAGUAAGUGUAAAUAGCAUCUACCUUACCUUAAUUUGGUAAUUUAAGUCUUUCUUAUUCUUUUGCACAGACUUGGAAUUUCUUUAAAGUUAAUUAUUAAUUUGUGCAUGUGAU